AAGAUUGUACCAGUUGUGUACAAAGAUAUAAUUAUUAUUAUUUAUUUUAUGGAUCAUUAAAUGAACUAAAAAAGAUUUCAGAAGCAUUAGACAAGGAAGAAAAUGAGGAUAGGAAAGCAGAAAUAAUCCAUAAAUUAGGUGAUGAAUUAAACAAAUUAGAUGUUGAAAUAAAUAAAACAGUAUUAUGUUAUGGGUGUUUAAAGAAGAAUAUAUUUGAUCCAUUAUAUGAAUUACUCACCAAACUAAAUGAAUCAAAUGCAUCCAUUAAUUCAAACAAAUUACUUGACACAUUAAAAACAAUAGAAAAUUGUACUGGUUGUAAAGAAUAUGCACAAAAAAAUUAUUUUGAAUUAUUUUAUGAAUCAUUAAACAAACUAAAAAAGAAAUUAGAAGAAUUAGACAAGGAAGAAAAUGAAUAUGGGGAAGCAGAAAUGAUCCAUAAAUUAAGUGAUGAAUUAAAUGAACUAGAUGUUGAAAUAAAUAGAAUAGCAUUAUGUUAUGGGUGUCAAGAGAAAAAUAUAUUCAACCCAUUAUGUAAAUUACUCACCAAACUAAAUGAAUCAAAUGAACAAAUUAAUUCAAACAAAUUACUUGACUCAUUAAAAAUAAUAGAAGAUUGUACCAGUUGUAAAGAAUAUGUACAAAAAAAACAUUCUAAUUUAUUUUAUAAAUCAUUAAACAAAUUAAAAAAGAUUUCAGAAGAAUUAGGCAAGGAAGAAGAUAGGAAAGCAGAAAUAAUCCAUAAAUUAGCAGAAGUUAAGCGACAAAAAAUUAUUAAUUCAGAAAAAUACUUGUUAGAUACAAAAAAUUAUAAACACCACCCAGAAUCAUUCUAUACAAGUCGUCCACUAGAUGAAUCAAUUCAGAAAGCUGAACUGUUAAAUUGUUCAUCAACUAGAUCACAUCAGGAUA
Entrophospora candida is the source of this 912-nucleotide messenger RNA. NCBI's taxonomy places the organism in Eukaryota, Fungi, Glomeromycota, Glomeromycetes, Entrophosporales, Entrophosporaceae. The record is from the annotation of a GenBank genome assembly.